This is a messenger RNA of Colletotrichum higginsianum IMI 349063, 969 nucleotides long. Its product is annotated as Repair protein Rad1/Rec1/Rad17. Gene Ontology annotation, cellular component: checkpoint clamp complex; nucleus. Gene Ontology annotation, biological process: DNA damage checkpoint signaling; DNA repair. The record is from RefSeq and is a predicted model, not a curated record. Lineage: Eukaryota; Fungi; Ascomycota; Sordariomycetes; Glomerellales; Glomerellaceae. The transcript is spliced from 2 exons. The coding region runs from base 1 to 969 and encodes 322 amino acids.
AUGUCGGAUACUCUUCCUCAGCCCGGAACGGCGCCGCAACCGCUAUUUCGCGCCGUCGCCAGCUCGACAAGACCCCUGUACCAGCUGCUGAGGACCAUCAACUUUUCCAACAAGGUCCAUGUACAACUUCAAGAUGAUGGCAUUAGAUUCGCGGCCGACCUAUCGAGAGUUAUGCAAGGCACUGCCUUCCUCGACAAGAAGCUCUUCACCUCGUACUCUUUGAAUCUCGACGAAGGCGAGGCUCUGCCAAAUUUUCAGAUCACCCUACCGGCGCUUCUGGAAACACUCCAAAUCUUCGGCGCCGUCGACGUCGCAACACGCACACAAAAGGCCGAGCAGGACCCGUAUCGCAGCAACCUCCGUAAUUACCGACCAGAUGCAUUUAGUAAUCAAACUCUGGGAAUUGGUGGGACCUGUAGCCUGGUCUAUACCGAGGAGGGCGGCCACUUCAAUGUCGUCAUCGAGGAAAGCGGUGUCAAAACCACCGCCAGCCUCACAACAUAUCUGCCGGAAAUCCCAGAGGAGAUACCCUUUGACCGAGAGAACCUGUCUUUCAAAAUCAUCAUGCAGGCGCGCUACCUUCUUGACGCGCUGGCGGAGUUAGCGCCCAUCGGUCCCAGCCGCCUUACCAUUACAGCGUCAAAAACACAGCCUUACCUUACCCUUUCCGGCGUUGGCGACCUCGGCUUGUCCAGUGUGGACUUCGCCAAGGGCCGCGAGUUGCUGGAGACCUUCGCGAUCCAGGAUCGUUGGACCCAGAGCUACAAGUUCGAUCUCAUCAAGUCUUCGAGCGAGGCAAUGCGGAUCGCUAGCAAAAUUAGUUUUCGCGGCGAUGACCAGGGCGUUCUGAGCUUGCAGUUUAUGGUGGAGGUGGAGGGUGGCGGGGUAAGCUUUUUAGACUUCCGGUUCGUGCCUUACAUUACCCACGAGGAUGACGAGGAUGAAGAGGGUCAAGAUGAGGAUAGAUGA